Symbiodinium pilosum is the source of this 2460-nucleotide messenger RNA. The record is from the annotation of a GenBank genome assembly. NCBI's taxonomy places the organism in Eukaryota, Dinophyceae, Suessiales, Symbiodiniaceae.
AUGAGUGGAGAAGAUGACUUCUCUGUGCAGGAGUGCCCUCCGCCUCCAACCCCUUCCGCGCAGUCUACAAAGACACCCCGAAGCAAGGCCGGCUCUACCUCUGCUGGGAGCGAGUCCGGAAAACUCAAGCUUUGCGCCUUCCAUGAUUGCGAUGAGGAUUGCAAGCAAGGUCGCCGUCACUGCUUGAAGCAUAAUCGCCAUCUUGAUAACAUGCGGAACCAGAUCCUCAAGCAAAAGGGGCAAGCUGCUCUAAAGACGUGGACAGAGCGGUGCAAGGAUAUUGAUUUUGCCAACUCUCAGGUGGAAUAUAUGGCAAAGCGAAGUGUGGCCCUCCCGAUGUUCGCCCAUCAGCCUCUCAUCGACUUUGCCCAGUGGGAGCAGGAGUUCGGGGUUCUCGUUACAGAGAAGGAGGGUGAGAUCACCGAGCCGUGUGAAGAGGAGCAGUGGGUGCUUGAGCAAAUUGCGAAGUUUGGUCGAGACAGGCAGAAGAUGCAUCAAGAAUGGCGGCAGAAAUUAGCUGGGCAUUACCGCAGAGACAAUUUCGGCUAUGAAGGCUGCUUGCGCCUGUGGCUACCAUCCAAAGAAUUUGAAGAAAAGGCCAAAACGAAAUUCGCGAAGGGGUCUUCUGUUGAAACAUCCAAGACCAAAAAGGCGCCAAAUGCAUCAGACUUGGAUGCAUUCCGUGCUCACGCUUCAGAAGCAGGUCUGGAUCACGGGCAUGAGUUCUUCCGUGGAGGAGCUCGACCACAUGAUCGCAAGGAUGAAGUUGAAGUUGAGGUUGCUAGUGGUUCAGGUGCUGAGCCUGCAGAAGCUAGUGAGCCCCAAUCAUCUUCAACCAAAGGCCCAGGAAUCAAGAGGAAGGGGGCUUCAUUGACUUUGGAUGCCAGUGAAGAUGAGGGUGAAGAGGAUGCAAAGUCAAAGAAGUCAGGCGGUAAAAAACGCAAAGCUGCCAACCUGGCAAGCCAGCGAGCUGCUUUGUUUGACGCUUUGUCAAGGCAGCUGACGCAGAAGACCCUGGCCAUGACCGCAAAGAUCCAAGAGGCGAAGGCUGCGCAGCAGAAACAGGCGGCAGCGCCCGCUCCAGCCAACCCCACGGAUGUGACAACCCGAGGGCUCUACAACGAGGCGCUCCAGAAAUCCUUGACCUUGGCCACAGCUUGGAACAAUUUGGAUGAUAUCAAGACCCAGCUGGACAAGUACAAUAAGGACCUCGAGGACGCCGGCAAGGGCAGUGAGAAGAUCACUGGCGAUGACGAGACCCGCCAGAAGCAGCACCCAUCUCUGAUUUGGGCAAUUGAGCAGGCUGGUCACACGGUCAUCAUCGAGCGAAAGUUGUGCUUGCGCACCAGGCUGUUCAUGUACAACUUCGUGAAUGAGCUCUCCAGCAAGCAGCCGCAUGAACUGUCUGAAGAGGAUAUGGAGGCAACCCGCCUUCAGUGGAAACGCAUGGUCACAGCUGCUGCGCAGCUGGAAGUGUCAUUGAAGAAGUGUACAAAUGAUGUGACAAAGCAUGUGGCAGGGUUGGCCGCUGCGGCUGAGAGAGAUGAGAAGAGGCGUAAGGAUCGCGAAGCCAAAGAGGCAGAGUCCCGCCACCUUGAGCAGUCCAAAGCAAGGCUCAAGCAAGCUACUGCAGAUGGUUCGGCGUUGGCCGCGUUGUUCAAGCUGAAGCAGGAAGACUUGACGCCCAUGAAGGUUUUGGAAGGGGAUACCAUCCCUGGUGGCCAGAACCUCAGCAUGCCCUUUGUGAUCAAGAAGUGCAGCCACAUUCAGACAUGGAGUGGAAAUCCCGUAGUGUUGCAAACCAUGACGAAUUUUGGGGCGCGGCACAAGAAGUUUCCUCUCUUUGAAACUCAGGGGAAAUUGGCUUCGCCUUUCAUUGCCAAGGCUGGUCGGGAGCCAAGUGAGAAAUGCUUCAUGGACAUCGCGGCUCCUGUCAAAACCAAGAUCAUAGACAUGGAGCCCAUUGCGCCUGGUUGGUCAAGCACUUCAUGGAUGUUUGCCCUGGCCCCUAAGAGGACCUUUGUCAGCCUGAGUCCGAACUCAGCCGCCUUCCUCCGGGUGUUAAUGUACGGGGACGUGGAAAUCUACACGUUGUCUGUGCAGUCCUUCCUGGAUGGGCUGAAGAACGCUAGCGUGGCAGUGCCGAAUACCACAACUGAGUUGGAGGAGAUGAUCUACCAGAUCGAUGCGGAGACGUGGAAGAAGAUGAAGACAGCUCCCUACUAUCAUCUUUUGAAAAAAGAUGAUGUCCUUUUCAUCCCCACCUGUCACAUCCUCAUGGAACGCACCGGAUCAUCAACGAUGAUCUAUGGGGCUCGCAAGUCUUUUGUGAUGGCUGAUGAGAAAUCUGUCGUCAAUUACACCGCGUGCAAGGAAUUGCAGGCGAAAGAUAACAAGAAUGUCGAAAAGAUGACACAAGUGCUUGCUGCUCUGGAGGAGCAUGCAAAGAAGGCUUCGUGA